Prorocentrum cordatum is the source of this 2139-nucleotide messenger RNA. The record is from the annotation of a GenBank genome assembly. Lineage: Eukaryota; Dinophyceae; Prorocentrales; Prorocentraceae.
AUGUACGUGCCGCUCCUCCUGGACGCCGCGGGCCAGCUUGACGGGCAGGAAGGCGCCGCGUGGCGACAGCACCCUGCUGCAGCACACUGGUGGGAGAACGCCGCGGCAGGAUACGUGCAGCCGAUCGCCCAGGACAUCGUGAUGCAGAUCUUCGGGGGGGGGGACUUCAUCCGCGCUGUGGAGCAGGGCCUGGAGCACCGGGCCCGCCAGACGCGCGCGGAAGAGGCGCCGAGGACAAGCCGCAGGCGGAGGGAGAGGGAGGCGCCGCACCAGGCAGAGGAGGGAGAGGCGCAAGAGGAGGCAGAGGACGAAGAGGCGCUGGAGGAGGCAGAGGGGGCAGAGGCGCCCGAGGAGGCAGAGGGCGAGCAGGCGGCAGAGUCUGCCUUCCCCGACGCCGCCUGGGCGCUUCUUGACGCAGUGGACUUGGAGGCCGAACUGCGCUGGCGGGUGCCGUGCAUCCGGGCGCCGCCGGCUUUCCUCCGCGGCCGCCUUCGCCAACUCUACCACACGGUCCUCGAGGAGGUCCUGCGCGCAGACGCCCUUCCUGGCGACGCCGACGGGCUGCAGAAGGUGAGGGCUUGGAAGCUCCUGCUGGCCAUGGACGAAGACGAGACGCUCGAGCUGCAAGCUGCCGUGGCGGAGCGCUACGCGCGGGCCGAGAUCCCAGCGAGCGCCCACGACCGCGGGCUGCAGGAGGCGCUACACGACCUCCUCGACCUCGACCCCGCGCCAGCUGAAGCAGAGAGGCUCUCCCGAGUGAGCUCGCUGCCGCUCGGCCUCGGAGGCCUUGGACUCAGGUCAGCCGCGCGCACGGCCGAGUGCGCGUACUGGGCGUCUUGGGUGGACGCGCUCCCCAUGUUGCGACAAAGAAACCCUACAGCAGCAACGGAGCUCACCGCCACCCUCGCUGGAACAGGCGCCACAGCCUCGUGCCUCCAGGAAGCUGAGCGCGCGAGGGCUGCCGCCGCCCGCGACGGCUUUGCGACGUGCCCAACUUGGCAGGAGGUCUGGGGCGGCGCGCGCCCUGAACAGACAGAGCCAGAGCCGGGCGAGUGGAAGCACGGAUGGCAGUACCACGCCUCCGCAGCCCGAGACCGGCGCUACAGGGAGGAGGUCGUUCUCCCGAGCCUCACAGACGACCAGCAGUGGAUGCUCGACUCGCAGGGAGGCCGCUGCAGCGGACGGCACCUGGCCCUGAUCCCCUCGACGCCAGAAAGCACGUUCACGCCAGAGCGCUUCCGGGCACUGCUCCAGAGACGGCCCCGCUUGCCGCUGGACGCCACGGCAAGCAGGUGCAACGGGCGCUCCUGCCAGGCCCACUUGGACGAGAGAGGCGACCACAGAGCAGCUUGCCCCCGCAGCGGACGCCUGCUGAAGCGCCGCGCUCCCAUCGAGCGGAUGUGGGCCCGGGUGUGCCGGGAGGCAGGAGGCCGCGUCCGCACCGACGUGUUCCUGCGCGACAUGAACCUCCCGGGCAUUGCCGCCAACGACGGGCGCUGCAUCGAGGUGGUGGCCAACGGCCUCCCUGCCUACCACGGCAGGCAGCUCGCCAUCGACGCCUGCAUCGUAUCCCCGCUGAGGGCCACCGGCCGGCCGAUUGCGCGGAGGCUCCGCCCAGGACUCGCACUGAAACGGGCGAGGCGCCGCAAGCAAACGACUUGCCCUGAGCUGGUGGGCUGGCGGCGGGGCUACCUGCUCGUAGCCGGAGCAGAAACGGGCGGCCGCUGGGACGAGGAGGCGUUCAAGCUCCUCGUUACCCUGGCCCGCGCCCAGCGACCUGCGGCGGCGGGCGCGGCGACCGGCGGCGGCAGGACCGGCGGCGAGGCGCGGCGGCCUGCGGCCGACCUGCGGCAGGCGGCGACGGGCCAGGCGCCGCGGCGAAGCGCGGCGGCCGGCGGCGGCGCGGCCGCGCGGAGGCCGAAAGCUGCGCCGCCAGCGCCGCCCCGAGGGCGGCGGCGGCGGCACCGGCUGGCGGCGGCAGGCCCGGCGGCGCAGCGCUGCGACGAGCGGCCGGCCGGCGACUGCCGGCGACGGGCCGGGCGCCGCGGCACAAAGCGCCGGCUGGCGGCGGCGGCUGGCGGGGGCUGGCCGAGGGCGCCCCGGGCGCUCCUGGGGCGCCGAGGGGCUUGGGGCAGCUGA